GAAUUUUCAUUAUUUGUUUACAUAUUUCGAUGCAGGUUGGACACCCUUGAGCAGCAAUUUAGCUCUAUAUAUAGUUGAACUUUUAUUUGUUGGGUUUGGAACAUAGGAACUAGCCUCUCCUCUAGCUUCAGGCAAAGUCUUGGAAAGGAAAAAUGGCUGAUGCUUUUGAAUUUGGCUCCACUCCUGCGACACCGAAACCAGCUUCUGUCGCAGCCUCGACGCCUCCUAUAUCAGCUCCGCCUUCACAAUUCCACUCUCCUUCCUUGUCUCGAUCACCGUUGUUAUCCACCGGUGAUCAUAUUCAGCCUGCAAGCACAAACAGAACCCCGAGGACUUCAACUCCGAAGAUAUCAACUCCAAGACUUCGAACGCCACGGUUUAUUACCCCUUUAGGUAGCCCCAUCAGAAGGGCUCUUCACCUUACUAAGCUUGACCCUCAAGAUGCUUGGCUUCCUAUCACCGAGUCCCGAAAUGGGAACAAAUUUUACGCAGCGUUUCACUGUCUUUGCUCCGGGAUUGGUGUUCAAGCACUCAUCCUUCCUGUUGCCUUCACCACUCUUGGUUGGGCCUGGGGAGUCAUAGACAUGACCUUGACAUUUUUAUGGCAAUUGUACACUCUUUAUCUCUUGGUACAACUCCAUGAAUCUACAGAACAAGGCAUUCGAUACAGCAGAUAUAUGCAGCUCGCAAACGCUACCUUUGGUGAGAAGUUAUCAAAGUGGCUUGCGCUCGUCCCAAUCAUGUACCUAUCAGCAGGGACAUGUAUAGCUCUAAUCAUCAUCGGAGGAUCAACAUCAAAAAUGUUCUUUCAGACAGUAUGUGGAGAGACAUGCAACGUCAAGACAUUAACAACUGUGGAAUGGUACUUGGUGUUUACAUGCGGUGCAGUUGUUUUGUCUCAGCUUCCAAACAUGAACUCCAUAGCUGGGGUGUCGCUAAUUGGAGCCAUCACUGCUGUUGGGUAUUGUACGAUUAUAUGGGCAGUUUCGGUCGCCGAAGGAAGAAUGCCUGGGGUUUCAUACAACCCUGUGCGAGGUUCUAGCGAUAUAGAAAGAGUUUUUGAUGUGUUAAAUGCGCUUGGAAUUAUUGCUUUUGCCUUUAGAGGUCACAAUCUCAUACUUGAGAUUCAGGCUACAAUGCCUUCAAGUGAGAAGCAUCCAUCACGAGUGCCCAUGUGGAAGGGUGUGAAGGUGGCUUAUGCACUUAUUGCUAUGUGCCUAUUUCCUCUCGCAAUUGGUGGCUAUUGGGCUUAUGGUCAAAUGAUACCAACAGGAGGCAUGUUAACAGCCUUAUUUAUGUUCCAUGGAAGAGACACUUCACGGUUUAUUCUAGCUUUAACAAGUUUAUUCGUCAUAAUUAACGCAUUAAGCUCAUUCCAAAUCUAUGGAAUGCCAAUGUUUGAUGAUUUAGAGUCAUUAUACACUCGGAGAAUGAAGAAGCCGUGUCCGUGGUGGCUCCGGGCGAUUAUCCGAGCAUUGUUUGGUUUCCUGUGCUUUUUCGUGGCGGUGGCAAUCCCAUUCCUGGGAAGCAUGGCUGGGUUAAUAGGAGGAAUAGCAUUGCCAGUGACAUUAGCUUAUCCAUGUUUCAUGUGGCUUAAGAUGAAGAAACCAGAGAUGUAUAGCCCAAUGUGGUUCCUCAACUGGGGACUUGGAAUCUUUGGUUUGGCUCUCAGUGGAGCUCAGAUUGCUGCUGGGAUAUAUGUUGUUGUUAGUACUGGUACCAAAGUUAGCUUCUUUAAUCCACAGUAGUUUGAUUAAUGUCUUUAAUUUGGAAUAGAGUGGAGUGAGCAUAAUUGUAAUUCUAGGGUUUUUUUUCUUAUUUUUUAUUUGUUCUUGUGUAAUUGUGAGAUUUAUUUUCUAAAGAGGAAAUAAAUAUAAUACCAGAAUUUUUUUUUUUUUAA
Molecule: messenger RNA, 1900 nt
Organism: Manihot esculenta (cassava)
Lineage: Eukaryota; Viridiplantae; Streptophyta; Magnoliopsida; Malpighiales; Euphorbiaceae
Product: lysine histidine transporter-like 8
Exons: 5
Coding region: 153-1748 (531 amino acids)
Cellular component (GO): plasma membrane
Source: RefSeq, a predicted model, not a curated record